This is a messenger RNA of Thunnus maccoyii (southern bluefin tuna), 4006 nucleotides long. RefSeq names its product RNA exonuclease 1 homolog. Gene Ontology annotation, cellular component: nucleus. The transcript is spliced from 16 exons. NCBI's taxonomy places the organism in Eukaryota, Metazoa, Chordata, Actinopteri, Scombriformes, Scombridae. Bases 93 to 3725 code for a protein of 1210 amino acids. Gene Ontology annotation, molecular function: exonuclease activity; nucleic acid binding. The record is from RefSeq and is a predicted model, not a curated record.
AUUAGAACUCCCAGCCCUCCACCUGUUAACCGACAGUUAAGAAAUCAAACCAGACGGUUUUCAGCAUCGUGAAAAGUGGCUUUUUUUUGCUAAUGUUUCCCUCGUCUGGUCUCUUUGCCGACAUAGCUUGUCCUUCCUUGAAACGCGGGCCUUGUGAGCGGCCUCACUGUUGGUACAAACAUGCUACAAACGUGCGAGAUAUGUUUGGUGCCUCGUACAAAUCAUCGAUAGUUGACUUUGCAGGAGCUCAAAACGGCUAUCCGUCUGUCUGUGGAGCACAAGUGACUGAUGAGAUCAAAGAGGUAUGCCUCCAGGAGCUGGAGCGGAUCAACAAGGAGAUUGAAACUGUAAAACACGAGGUGGAGCAGGAGCAAAGACGACUAUCGCGUUACCAGACUGUGCAGGCAGACGGCAGGAAAACUGCGCCUAACUUGUCAGUUUCCAAAUCUGAGACAGCAGGUAAAAAGAUACACAGAGAUACUUAUGGACUGCCUUCACGCACAGACUUAACUAAAACGUACUCUAGAGCAAGGAAGUACGUAGUCGACAACACAAAACCAAGGACUGAUUUGGAAUAUGACCCUCUGUCCAACUUUUCUGCAGACCUGCAGUCUUACAGCUCAUCAGGUAAGGAGCAGAAAGUGAAAAACGGACAAAGUUUGAAAAGAGCAAGAAACGUUGUUCAUAGUGACCAAAAGAAACCAGUCUCACAUCAGGCCCAGCGUUCCCAGUCGCCUUCUCCAGAGCUACUCGAUGACUGCAAUGAUGAUAGCAUCCUGAUUAUUGACAUUCCUCCCUCACCUGACAGAAAGAGAGGUCGAUCUCAGAAAGCUGUUUACUAUGUUCCUGACACAACUCAGGAUACAGUAAAGGAACUCAAGGGGAUCCAACAAGAACCUAUUUUACUUGAUUCUCCACCACUCCGACGUGCAAAUGCUGAGGUGUUUAAGGUCACGUCUCCACCUGCAGUUGAUGUAAACAGAGUCUGUAGUGCUGAAAACAAUCAAGAUCCACCUAAUCUUUAUCAAAACGAAGACUGUGAAAUUAUAGCACUUGAUGAAAGUGUAAUUUGUGGCUGUUUGGAGGAUCUGGGAGGUGACUGUCAGAAAAGUACCUGUUUUCAGGCUGCUGAAACAGAAGAGGUGAAAAGUCCUGAACCUGCCACUGCAGGCGGGCAUGAUCACAGUUGGAACAAUUCAGAGGUGAUAGAGGAAGAAAACACAUUUUGUGUUGAAUUGUCUCAGUGUGAGCUGCCCUGCGGUGUUGAGAAAAUGAAUCCACAGCAGCCAAAUCAUUUUCCACACAAGAAUUCGCUUCUUUAUAAAACUGCUAGCUCAUACUCGCCAUACAAACAACACACAAAGAACGCCCAGAAAAUGGAGCGGCCCACUCGGUAUACAGUUCAGAAAACGUUAAACGAAAUGCCACAGAGACUGGGUGAAGCUGGUAUUCAACAUGCUUCACCUGACAGCUACCUGAGGCAAACAGAACCAGCUUCAGGCAGCAGCCAGUUUCAGGCUCAGUAUGUUUCAGCAGCGCCUGUCAGCUUACAUUUGACAAACAAAGCUGAAUCGUCAUCUGCAUCAACUGAACAGCGUUUGGUGAGAGCAGACAACGGAGAGAUUAUAAUCAUCGUCUCCAGCUCUGACGACGAGGAGGAAGAGCUCAACUAUUCAGAUGUGGAGCUCUCAGACAGCGACCCAAUGGAGGAAUGCUACAGGAUCUUCAUGGAGGCAAAUAACGAGGAGAAGGGAAAUGAAGGGCAGCCUGAAGUGUCUGUUGGAGCUAUUGAUGUGGAGAAACCGGAGGUUAAUAUCAAACCCCAAGGACUGUCGGGAAAGAAGAGGAUGGCUCAUGAAGCCAAACAUACAGAGCAGCCGCUGGCUAAGAGCAGACCGCAGCCUCAGGUGCUGGUUCCACUACGUGGGCCCGCAGCAUCAGGAUUCGCCUCCCAGCCCUCCAUCACUUCCAAAAUCCAGCAGGUACAGCAGAGAACCUCCAUGCUGACCACUUCAGUCAAGGGCAGUCAGGCUUUUGGCUCCUCCACCUGUCAGAGGAAACAAGAGACCCAGACGGUGGCUGCUCCUCCUCUUCCUCCUCCUGCUCACACCUCAGUAAACGCACAGCCUGUUCCUGUGCAAAAUGCUUACAUUAACUACAUACCUGUGGGAACCGCGGUCCUUGAAGUGGGCAACAACUUGCACUUGAUCCUCCCACAGGGGGCCUUCCCUUUGCCUGUCUCUUCCAAUUCCAGCCCAGUUACUUCAGUCCUAACCCCAAUCAGUCAAGUGCGUACGAGCCCCGUUACCGUGAAACAAACAUACCAUCCACAAAUGUACCAUCCACCUGCAGUUAUGCCCGUGCAAAGAUACCGCACAGCACCACCUCUGCUCAUUCCAGCGCCGGCGCGUAAACCUUCACUGACGUCUGGCUUUGCAUCAGCACAUUCAAGUACAGCCAAUCCAACCACUCCUCAAGCUGCUAAUGCUACUGCUAAGCCAGUGCCAACUAAGCGUAAAGUGAAGCAGCUGUGUGAGACAGCCAAAGACAAAGUGCCUCAUGACGUCCGACAGCGUUACGUGAACAUGUUCACAGAGGAGUUCCUCAAAACAACAGCCGACGUUAACGACGCCUUUGAAAAGGCACUUGCAGAAGAGAAGACUGUGUAUAAUCGCAGCGUGAACAAACUCAAAUAUCUGAGUGUUGCAGUGAAUGCACUGAAGAAGCUGAAAAAUCAAAGUGCUGUUGCUGCUAAAGAUGAAAAUGUCACCAGCCAAAGAUCCAAAGGCAACAUUCCUCUCAACCUGAAGAAGCUCAGAGGAAAUAAUGAUAUGGCACUGUAUGAGAGUUUGAAGGAUUAUAUUUUGACUGAGGAAAAGCUGAUUGAGAGCAACUAUCCUGUCCAGCACCCAGAGAAACCUGGUUGCGCUGCUCUUUUUGCUGACAAUAAGAAAGGAAACACAGACCCCCUCAAGAGGAUUUGCUGUCGCUGUGGGGCCACGUACUCUGUGAGCCAAACGGGCAAACACAUCCGCAAGGAGGAGUGCAACUACCACUAUGGGAAAGGAGUUGAGAAUAGAGUGCCAGGUGGAGUGGAGACCCGUUACAGUUGCUGUGAGGGAGUCAUGGGAGCACCUGGAUGCCAGCUGUUUAAGUUGCAUGUCCAUGACUCCAUCAGCCUGGACGGGUUUGUGGCAACCGUCCCUAGACGUCAGUCAGAUAGGAGCUGCCCUGGAGUUUACUCUGUGGAUUGUGAAAUGUGUUACACCAUUCAUGGUUUGGAGCUGUCCAGAGUAACAGUGGUCAACUCUAGUCUUCAAGUUGUCUACGACACCUUCAUCAAACCUGAUAAUGACGUCAUUGACUAUAACACCAGGUUUUCAGGCAUCAGUGAGGAAGACGUGAAGGGCAACCACACGUCUCUCAGAGAGGUGCAGGCGACCUUGUUGAGCUUCAUCAACGCUGACACCAUUCUGAUAGGACAUGGCUUGGAAACAGACCUCUGUGCCCUGAAGUUGCUCCAUGGGAUGGUGGUGGACACGUCGGUGGUCUUUCCCCACCGUCUGGGCCCCCCUCACAAGCUGACCCUCAACAACCUCACUGCUGAGUAUCUUAGGAGGAUCAUCCAAGAGAGCGUUUGUGGCCACGACACUGCAGAAGACGCUGCUGCCUGCAUGGAGCUCAUGUUAUGGAAGGUCAAAGAAGAUGGAAAACUGAAAAAAUGAUGAAAAUAAAAUAAAAUUAUGCCCACACUUCAUACUGUACACAAUAAGACAGAUGCUGUUAUACAUGCUGUUCUUUGCUGAUGACAUGGGAGGGCUGUUUUUUUUUUUUUUUUAUUUUGGUUGAAUUUGUUUGAUUAAUUUUAUGUUAAGAGUAUUUUCCCUCUGUUAACUUUUGAUUUGGAGCUCUAUGAGUAUUAAUGCACUGUACUGUGUGGUAAGAAAACCUGAAAUGUGUGUGUGAGGUGUUAUAAAUAUUAGCAGAGUAAACGCACAGAAUGAAA